AUGAGUACUUGUGAAGCCGGAAAUGAUUUCAAUAAUGCACACAUGGGAGCUAGAAUUAGUUCUGUCUUUGUAAUUUUAAUUACUUCAAGUGCUGGGGCUUUCUUGCCUAUACUAUCAUCUAAAUACUCCUUCAUAAGAAUGCCUUCUUGGUUAUUCUUUGGAGCCAAAUACUUUGGUACUGGAGUUAUUGUUGCAACUGCUUUCAUUCAUUUAUUAGAACCUGCUGCUGAUAAUUUAGGUGAAGAAUGUUUAGGAGGUACCUUUGAAGAUUAUCCUUGGGCAUUUGGUAUUGCUUUAAUGUCCCUUUUCACCUUAUUUUUCUUCGAAUUGUUAGCUUUUAACUUCAUCAAAGAUAAGGUUGGUGCCCACAGCCAUAACCAUUUUGAAAUUUCCAGCAAAGAAAACGAAUUAAAAGAUGAAGAUGAGGAAGCUGAGCAUGAAACUGAACAAACUAAAAAAGUCCCUGACUACCCAGAUCACUUCAGACAUGCUAAUAGCCACCAAGACCCAGAAAGUAAGAACACUCCUGUAGAUUUAGACAAAGAAACUUAUUACGGACAAUUAGUUUCAACUUUAGUUUUAGAAUUCGGUAUUAUUUUCCACUCAGUUUUCGUUGGUUUAACCUUAGCCAUCAGUGGUGAAGAAUUCCAAACUUUGUAUGUAGUUAUCGUUUUCCAUCAAAUGUUUGAAGGUUUAGGUUUAGGUACUAGAAUUGCUUCAACUGAAUGGCCAAUGGAUAAACGUUGGUUACCUUUUGUUUUAGCCUUGUGUUACGGUUUAACCACCCCAAUUUCAAUCGCUAUUGGUUUAGGUGUCAGAAAUUCAUACGCCCCAGGUUCAAGAACUGCUUUAAUCACUAACGGUGUCUUUGAUGCUAUUUCAGCUGGUAUUUUGAUUUACACAGGUUUAGUUGAAUUAAUGGCUCAUGAAUUUUUAUUCAGUGACCAAUUCAAAGGUCCAGAUGGUUCUAAGAGAAUGAUGAUCGCUUUUGUAGUUGUAUGCUUUGGUGCUGGAGUAAUGGCAUUAUUAGGUAGAUGGGCUUAA
Molecule: messenger RNA, 1044 nt
Organism: Yamadazyma jaroonii
Lineage: Eukaryota; Fungi; Ascomycota; Pichiomycetes; Serinales; Debaryomycetaceae
Source: the annotation of a GenBank genome assembly